Hippopotamus amphibius kiboko is the source of this 1551-nucleotide messenger RNA. It is a transcript of the gene AIP, whose product is annotated as aryl hydrocarbon receptor interacting protein. Gene Ontology annotation, molecular function: protein binding; peptidyl-prolyl cis-trans isomerase activity. Bases 454 to 1443 code for a protein of 329 amino acids. The record is from RefSeq and is a predicted model, not a curated record. Lineage: Eukaryota; Metazoa; Chordata; Mammalia; Artiodactyla; Hippopotamidae. The transcript has 8 exons.
ACGCAAUGCCUGGGUCUGUGCAAGGGGUUUGGAGGGGCUGCCACGCGCCAGCCUUCCAGACCCAGAUGAAGCUGUCUGUAUCCCAGCCCGCUGCAAGGAGACUCCUGGGGACCGUUUCCCCACGCUUAUUCACCACGGCCGGGCACUGGAGGGGGAUUGUCGCCACCGUACAGAUGUGGAAAUAGGCUCAGAGAGUUUAUGUGGCUUGCACUCUCCUCCAAUUCGGUCUCCACACAGCAAGCAAAGUGUUCCCUGACCAGGGAUCAAACCCAUGCCCCCUGCACUGGAAGCGCAGAGGACUAGCCACUGGGCCACCAGGCCCUUUUCGGCGUCUGCCCUUAGCCGAAAUGGCGCCCUCUCGGAAGUUGCCGAAAUUCUAGAAGUUGCCGAAGCAGGUCCGGAAGCUGCCGAGCGAGUCCGGAAGUUGCCGAAAGAGAGCAGCGGGGAAGGAGGAUGGCGGAUAUCAUCGCAAGACUCCGGGAGGACGGGAUCCAAAAGCGUCUGAUACAGGAGGGCCGAGGAGAGCUCCCUGACUUUCAGGAUGGAACGAAGGCCACUUUCCACUACCGGACCCUGCGCAGUGAUGAGGGUGCUGUGCUGGACGACAGCCGGGUGCGAGGCAAGCCCAUGGAGCUCAUUAUUGGCAAGAAGUUCAAGCUGCCCGUGUGGGAGACCAUCGUGCGCACCAUGCGGGAGGGGGAGAUCGCCCAGUUCUGCUGCGACAUCAAGCAUGUGGUCCUUUAUCCGCUGGUGGCCAAGAGUCUGCGCAACAUCGCAGCCGGCAAGGACCCCCUGGAGGGCCAGCGGCACUGCUGCGGCAUCGCGCACAUGCACGAGCACAGCUCCCUGGGCCAUGCCGAUCUGGACGCCCUGCAGAAGAACCCCCAGCCUCUCAUCUUCGACAUCGAGAUGCUUAAGGUGGAGAACCCUGGCACGUACCAGCAGGACCCAUGGGCCAUGACGGAUGAGGAGAAGGCAAAGGCAGUGCCGGUCAUCCACCAGGAGGGCAACCGGUUGUACCGCGAGGGCCAUGUGAAGGAGGCCGCCGCCAAGUACUGCGACGCCAUCGCCUGCCUCAAGAACCUGCAGAUGAAGGAGCAGCCUGGGUCUCCUGAUUGGAUCCAGCUGGAUCAACAGAUCACUCCGCUGCUGCUCAACUAUUGUCAGUGCAAGCUGGUGGCCCAGGAGUAUUACGAGGUGCUGGACCACUGCUCCUCCAUCCUCAAUAAGUAUGAUGACAACGUCAAGGCCUACUUCAAGCGAGGCAAGGCGCACGCGGCCGUGUGGAAUGCCCAGGAGGCCCAGGCUGACUUUGCCAAGGUGCUGGAGCUGGACUCUGCCCUGGCGCCAGUUGUGAGCCGCGAGCUGCGGGCCCUCGAGGCACGGAUCCGACAGAAGGACGAGGAGGACAAGGCCCGCUUCCGGGGCAUCUUCACCCACUGAUAGGGCCUGCUGGCCUGGCCACCCUGCCCAGCUCACUGUUGCUGCUGCCAGCCCUCCCACCCCCACUCUAUCAUGCUUCUCUGUAUAUAAAGGCCGUAUUUAUCUCUG